Stereum hirsutum FP-91666 SS1 is the source of this 752-nucleotide messenger RNA. RefSeq lists its product as uncharacterized. The coding region runs from base 93 to 302 and encodes 69 amino acids. NCBI's taxonomy places the organism in Eukaryota, Fungi, Basidiomycota, Agaricomycetes, Russulales, Stereaceae. The transcript has 2 exons. The record is from RefSeq and is a predicted model, not a curated record.
AAAUGAGAUAGGUCCGAGCAUACCGCCUUCGCAGCGCGUUGCACAGAAUUGUUCUGUACCUGAAUACACUUUUUAUCCAUGCACCACACCAUAUGACUCUAUUUGGGAUUGGCCCAGAGACAAGACAAACUGUUUAUUGUUCAUUGACGCAACACAUGUACGUCCAUUCCAUUGCGCGUCAAUUCUUCCGCUGGAUGGGCACCCUUCAUCAUCGACAGUCUCUGUCAAAUUCCUUCACGCUCUCGAACAACCAUUCAUCGAGGAUACUGAGUUAUCUAUUCUGGCUCUCCUUCAGAGAAUAGAGUGUGACGAAAACUAGCGCCCUGUCACACCUUUACGUGGGUAUGGUAGUCGCCGUUUUGCUCGCAUCGUCCUCUUCAUCGUGUCGUAGAACCAAGUCAACUCAAAAGACAAUGCAAUAAGUAUAUGUGCUUCUAAAUACUAUGCACAUUGUCGGGCUGAGGUAGUACCAACCACUCUAUCCCGUGUUCUCAGUACCAUCAAAUUGGGCCACGAGUGGCUGGGUAAUUCAGCGUCAGGGAAAUGGAUUGAAAAUUGUCGUCCACAAGCACACAAAGGCCAGCGCGGGCGACGAUGACGACAUUACGGCACGGUGUUCACCACUUCGCAUUAAAAUCUAUUAAAAUUGAUCACGCACCUCUAUGCAUAUAGACUGUCGAUUAAAUAUCGACAGCUAUGUUCUUGUCGUUGUUAGAACUCAUAGGAAGCCGUCGUUCGGGUGUGCUCAACAC